AUGUACUCUCAAGGACUCUUCAAAGCCGCCACAAACGGCCAGCGCAACAACAACAACCCGCGCGGCGCCUCAACACUAGAACACUACCGAAAAUGCACCCCAGAAGCCAUCUACACGAAAGCAGAACGUGCAGAAGCUUGCCAUCAGAAUAGCAUGGAGAAUGCGCCGUUUUUCAUUGGGGCGGUGUCGGCGGGGAAUGCGGUGGGGUUGGAUGUUGCAACGAUGAACACCAUGGUAGCGUCGUACAUCGGUCUACGCGUCAUCUACAGUUUCCUGUAUGUGAAAGUUGAGAAGAACAAGACGAGUUAUCUGAGGAGUGGGACGUGGGCUGCUAGUGUGGCGGUGUUGAUGACGAUGUUUGUCAAGGCGGGGAACAAGAUGAACAGGAGUCUUGGGAUGUGA
Alternaria triticimaculans is the source of this 402-nucleotide messenger RNA. RefSeq lists its product as uncharacterized. Gene Ontology annotation, cellular component: membrane. The coding region runs from base 1 to 402 and encodes 133 amino acids. The transcript is spliced from 3 exons. NCBI's taxonomy places the organism in Eukaryota, Fungi, Ascomycota, Dothideomycetes, Pleosporales, Pleosporaceae. The record is from RefSeq and is a predicted model, not a curated record.